This is a messenger RNA of Letharia columbiana, 867 nucleotides long. RefSeq lists its product as uncharacterized. Gene Ontology annotation, molecular function: zinc ion binding; ubiquitin protein ligase activity. Gene Ontology annotation, biological process: interstrand cross-link repair; protein ubiquitination. Gene Ontology annotation, cellular component: nucleus. Bases 1 to 867 code for a protein of 288 amino acids. NCBI's taxonomy places the organism in Eukaryota, Fungi, Ascomycota, Lecanoromycetes, Lecanorales, Parmeliaceae. The record is from RefSeq and is a predicted model, not a curated record. The transcript has a single exon.
AUGGAACGUAAUUCACGCGGUGAAAGUCCACGACCGCGCCCGAUCUCAGUCAUACAUCGCGACAUCGAGCAAGCCAUCGCAGAGCUUGAAAUGAGCAAUGAAGAACAUGGUUUGGAAAUGGCAGAAAUCCACCGUGCUAUCGAUCGGCUGGAUGCUGAAAUAGCGCUUCUUUCGAGAGAUGAAGACGAUCUAUACUACCCCGACGAUUCAAGUCUCCUGGAUCUUAUCACCCCUUCGUUGCCAACAGGAGAAUCGUCGGAGGAAAAUGUCUCCACGCAGGCAGGGACAAAGUUCGUUGACCAGCUUCCAGGCAUGAACUUGAAGGACCUACCGAAGGACAGCAGCUGCAAUAUCUGCAUGGAUCCCUUCAGCAGCACCGAAGACCCCGAACUGCCUGUCCGACUUCCAUGUGGCCAUGUCAUAGGCCGGAACUGCAUCUCCAAAUGGCUGGCGACAAGCAACAGCUGUCCGCUAUGCCGACGUGUUUUCUUCGAACCAGAAGUGCGGAAUCCACCGUUGACUGAGACGGAGCUAAGGGCUAUGCUUCAAACAACUCGACCGGCUACCGAGACGGACCUGGAUGAACGCGUGGUAUUAGCGAGUCUGAGUAUGCAAGAUGUAGAGUCCUUCGGAAGGGAACUCAACGACAUCACGCGCCAGCAGAUUGCAAUGGAGAGGAGGCUGGCUAGCUUUGAGGCACAGAGUACUCCGCUGACCCCUGGGAGUGAAAUGCAACUCAGAGAGCUCAUGGCGGAUAAUGUGGAGCUGCAUGCGAGAUUGGGGGAUUUCAGUAUUCGUCAUCGGGAGUUGAUCGAGAGUCAUGGGAUUCAACUUCCCAGGGUAGGGCGAUUCUUCUCGGGGCUGUAG